Messenger RNA from Caenorhabditis sp. 36 PRJEB53466, 2676 nucleotides. Lineage: Eukaryota; Metazoa; Nematoda; Chromadorea; Rhabditida; Rhabditidae. The record is from the annotation of a GenBank genome assembly.
AUGUCGUUGUUAGUAGCAUUUUGGAUAGGAAUUGUUCUGGUCGGAACUGUGGACGCAUCCAAGUGUUCCGAUUGUAUUGCAAGCGGAAAACAGUGAGUUUUGAGAUCGGAAAUUUUAGUUUAACAAUUUGUUUUAGCUGGUGCGUAACUGUCAGUGAAUGCGGAUUCUCGCCAUGUCCCACUUCCAUCUCGGUACGUUUUUUUGUCGCAAAAUUGAUCUCUGCUCGUCUCGACUCCAACCCCAACUAUUAUCGAUGUCGCUGAUGACCACGUGUCUAUCAUCUUCUUGUUUCUAGAAAUUGUUAAACUGUCCGGAACUGCCUGAUAAGGCACAUGCCUACGAUGACGCGUUCGUUCGGUCAAAGGUCCUUGUGACGACGGCGGCCGCGUUUAAUAGCAAUCCGCAGAAAUGCUUCAGGUACGUGUUUCGGAUGGAUAGUGCUUUCUUUUUGUAGUUGACAAUAUUUUUGUAGAAGCUCUCUGAAGACUACUGUAGCUCCGGAAAGUUAGAAUCGAUCCGCGCUAAACGAAUCCUUACUUCCAAGAGCUACAGUACUCUUGGGAGUGGUUGUUCAAAGAAGGUGUAAACUGAGAAAUUAUAGUACUAGACAUAAACUACAUUUUGCUAGUUGACAAUAUUCUUGUACAACCACUCUGGAGACUACUGUAGCUCUUGGAAGUUGGGACUACUUCAAAGCAUUGACAGAAAGUCCUAACUUCAAAGAGCUACAGUACUAUUCGGAGUGAUUGUACAAAAAUGUUGUCAACUGAGAAACUAAAGUACUAGACGUGAAGAUUUCCCAAAAAAAGUUUCAACCUCUACAGUACCCGUUUUUCUUUCAGUAAUUCGAUGCCAACAAUGACUCUCUCGAAGACCUUCAGUGUGAACUGUUCAGAGGUGGGCCCACAGACGAACUGCUUCGGCUACACCUCUUUCGACACCACCCAAAAAGUGGUGGUCAUGUCGUUCCGUGGAACUCAGGGAUCCACACAGCUCACCGAGGAGAUUCUCGACUUUUUCACGGGGAAGAAACCGUUUUUCGACGACGCCGGCCACAUUUUCACCUAUUUCUACGACGCCUUCUUCUUUCUGUGGAACGCCGGCCUUCAGACGGACCUCCGAAAACUGAAAUACCAGUAUCCGGACUACGAACUCUGGGUGAACGGACACUCUCUCGGCGGCGCGAUCGCGUCGAUCGCCGCCUCGUACGUCGUCCAUUCGGGCAUUUACACGGCCGACAGAGUCAAGCUGGUGACUAUGGGACAGCCGCGGACCGGCGAUUACGCAUUUGCCACGUGGCACGACGCCACAUUCCCCUACUCGUUCCGCAUCGUUCAUCACCGCGAUAUUGUGCCGCACAUUCCGCCAAUGUACGGCGCCGACGAACUCUUCCAUCAUCGGACCGAGAUUUGGUGAGUCUGCGGACGAAAAAUCGAUAAUCAGUGAGCUCUAUUGCGAAAAAUUACUACGACAUUUCAAAUUUCUCGCGCUUUUCUGGCCUCGCAACGAAAGCGCGUAUUUCCCUCGAAUUUGACUCGGUCUCCAGAGCUGGCAAUGCGCAAGUGCGCCCCGCCCAAUAGAGCGAUACAUUGGCGCGAAAUUCAAAUUUUAACAGCAAAAUUUGUGUUUUUUGCCAGAUCAGUCACGAAAAACCGAUAAUUUCUCAUUUGUUUCUUGAUAAACCGAUUAUAUAGGCUAUUACGAAUUUCUUAAGCGCAAGAGCGUCAAAUUUGGUCAAGUCGCAAAUCACAUUUAUCCGUUUGAAGGUUUUUCGCUAAAACUGCGUGAAUUUCAGUUGCUUUUCGGUAAUUUUCGCGGUUCGAGCGCUCAAAAUGCUUGUAUUUACGUGAUUUACCAUUCUCAAAACCAAUUGUGUCUGAAAACGGCCAAGAAAGCGCAAAAUAAGAAAUGCGGUUUUUAGGCGGCGAUCGGCGGCGAAGGCGAAAAAGCAAAGUCCGCGAAAAAUGUGCCAAAACGUCAUUAAUUCUGAGAAUUCGUGUGUUUUCAUGUCGAACAAUCAUUUUUCAUCGCCUUUGACCACAAAAAUCAGAGAAAACCUGCUCAAUUCACGAAAACGCCAUUUGUCCGCCGAUGCCACGCCCAUAUUGUCAGCUCUGGAGACCGUGUAUCGCGCUUUUGCGAAAAAUUACUAUUAUAGGGGCACCGGACAGAAAGGGCGCGCUGUUCGCAAUCUGUCCGAAUUUCUAGGCCGCGAAGUAAUUUUCCACUGAAAACGUGGCCUAACUUUUCAAAAUCGGCCGAGGUCGCUCAAUUUGCACUGCAAAAAGAGUUUCUCAACAGAGCGCCAUUUCUGUGCGGUGCCCCUAUAAUACGACAUUUCAAAUUUCUCGCGCUUUUCUGUAUUUCACUCGAAUUUGACUCUGCGCCUUUAAUUCACUAUCACCAACGCUUUUUCUCUGUCGGAAAUGCAAUUUUUGACGAAAAGCAGCAGAAUUGACCCGAAAACGCAAAAUUUCUGUGGCGCAACCCAUUUAAUCAUUGUUUUUUUUCAGGUACAACAACAACAUGACGUCGGCCGACACGUACCACGUGUGCCCCGAAGCCGACGGUCUCUACUGCAGCAACCGCCAACUGGACUCGUACCCGCCGGACCACCUCACCUAUUUCGACAUCAACAUGCCCGAUUGGGGAGCGGCGGGAUGUCCGCAACUGUGA